AUGGCUCGAGUUGUUCGUAAUAGCAAAUUUCGUCAUGUCUUUGGGCAAGUAGCUAAAAAAUCAGAUUGCUAUGACAAUAUUCGCAUAACAAAAAGUGCAUGGGAUUCAACAUUUUGCGCUGUUAAUCCAAAAUUUCUUGCAAUUAUAACUGAAUCAGCUGGCGGUGGCGCAUUUCUUGUAUUGUCACUUGACAAAGUCGGACGUGUUGAUCGCGAAGCCCCGCUUGUCAGUGGCCAUAAAUCAGCUGUACUCGAUAUCGCAUGGUGUCCACACAAUGAUAAUGUUAUUGCAAGUGGCUCCGAAGAUUGUACAGUUAAAAUCUGGCAAAUACCCGAUGGUGGUAUAACAUCGACACUAACCGAACCAACAGUCGAUCUUGUUGCACAUCAACGACGUGUUGGACAGAUCGUUUGGCAUCCGAGUGCAUUGAAUGUUUUACUUAGUGCAGGUAGUGAUAUGAAAAUUUUUAUUUGGAAUGUUAGCAAAUCAACGAUAUUAUCAACGAUUGAUUGUCACCCGGAAGUAAUUUUAAGUGUUGCAUGGAAUUAUAAUGGUUCACGAAUAGUUACAUCUUGUAAAGAUAAAAUAUUUCGUGUUAUCGAUCCGCGAACUUCCGAAGUUAUUCAAUCCGGUACAGGUCAUCAAGGUGGAAAACCUGCAAAAGCUAUUUACUUGCGUGAUGGACGAAUAUUUUCCACAGGGUUUUCGAAAAUGGCUGAACGGCAAUAUGCUGUAUGGGAUGAGAAUAAUUUGAGUUCACCUUUAACGAUGGUAGAACUUGAUUCAUCGAAUGGUAUUCUAUUUCCAAUUUACGACGAAGAUACUGGUGUAAUUUUCCUGUGUGGCAAAGGCGACUCAGCCAUACGUUAUUUUGAAUAUACACCGGAAGCACCAUAUAUUCAUUUUCUUAGUACAUAUUCGUCAUCAGAUCCACAACGUGGUAUUGGUACUAUGCCAAAACGUGGAUUGAAUAUUUCUACAUGCGAAAUAGCUCGUUUUUACAAAUUACUCAAUAAUGGUCUUUGCGAAGUAAUAAGCUUUACUGUACCGCGAAAAUCGGAACUUUUUCAAGAUGAUCUUUAUCCGGAUACUGCUGCUGAAGAACAUGCUAUAACCGCUGAUGAAUGGAUUAACGGAAAAGAUGCUAAUCCAAAAUUAAUAUCCGUCCGAAAUCAACAUUUAGGUCCAAAAUUAUCAACCGGUGCUGUGAUUAGUAAUAUUUCCAAUCAAAACAAACACGAAGUUGUCUUUGAUAAAACAUCUCUGACUCCAAAACCAUCAAUUGAUAAAAGUACAAAUGGCGUUCAUCAAGUGCAGAAGGAACCAACUCCUGUUCUGCCAAAGAAAACCGUAGUACCAUCUGAAAAAGCAGAAAGAUCAAAGAGUCCACAAGCUGAUACUAUAGUUGCUCAAUUAGAAAAAAUAAUGCAUCGCAUGGAUGAAUUUGAUCGUCGUUUAAAACUUCUUGAAAAAUCUUCUGUACCCGAACAAAGAAGAGAAUUAAUGGAUGAAAGUGCCGAUAAAAUUUCGAAUGAUGAUUUACAAUUUUAA
Molecule: messenger RNA, 1551 nt
Organism: Rotaria socialis
Lineage: Eukaryota; Metazoa; Rotifera; Eurotatoria; Philodinida; Philodinidae
Source: the annotation of a GenBank genome assembly